Molecule: messenger RNA, 2916 nt
Organism: Paramuricea clavata
Lineage: Eukaryota; Metazoa; Cnidaria; Anthozoa; Malacalcyonacea; Plexauridae
Source: the annotation of a GenBank genome assembly
GGGCGCUUGAGCAGGCUACAAAGAAAAUGGCGGUCUAAAAUCGAAACGAUUUGCCCUUUCGAUUUUCGCAUCACGCUGGUUAGUUUUAGCUCAGAGGUUUUAGCUGUACAAAGGAAUAUUUUUUACAUUUAUGUUUUCAAAAAAAGUAGAGCUAAUAAAUAAAUAUGGAUGAAGACGUUUUUGAUGAAUCUAAGUUAUUCUCUGAGUUUGAUUCAGUUGAAAAUGGCGAUGAAAAUGCAGCAUUGUACGUUCGAGCGAAAAGUAAAAGCGCUAAUCUGAGUGAACUCGAUUCAUUGAAGCAGGAAAAUAUGUUAUUGAAGAAACUAAUACGAAAGAUUGGUUUUAAUCCAAGCGAAGAUGAACCUUUCGCCAAUAUUCUGUUCUAUGACAGCGCUUGCACGAAACAAGGCGACCUUGAAGACUUUGUUUGUCAUGUUGCAAGAAACUCCGUUCAAAAUAAUGCAAGCAAGGCCUUUAACGCCGAAUCAAGUCAGUCGUCGAAGAGAACUAUACUGAGUGAUGGAUUUGCAGCAGCUCUUGGACGGAUCUCAGACUAUCGAAAGUUAGACUACGAGGAGUUACAAUAUGAUAUGUCAUAUUUACCAAUUGGGUCUGUGCAAUAUUUUGCCUCAUUCUGCCUAGAUAGAUUUGGCUCAGAUAUGGAGAAAAUAUUUCCAAACCCACCAAGUUAUGAUCGAGCUUAUUUUAAAACAUUGCCAGAGGAGACAGGGGCUAAAGUAUUGCAAAGACGCAAGAAGUCGUGUUUCAAUUGUGACGGCGAUCACAGAUUGAACGAAUGUCCUAAACGACGCGACCUUGCAAGAAUUAGCUUGAAACGAAGAGAGUUUUUGGGAACUAAAACUUUUACUAGUGAGUCUCGUUAUCAUGAAAUGAAACGUGAGCAGUAUCAACAUUUGAAGCCUGGGGUGAUUAGCAAUACAUUACAAGAGGCUUUGAAUAUGGUUGACCAUGAUCUGCCGCCAUUUAUUUACCGCAUGAGAAUGCUUGGUUAUCCUCCUGGCUGGUUGCCUGGCAACCAUGAUUCUGGUAUUGUGAUGUAUGGAAAAGAAGGGAAAGAAGAACAGAGUAAUGAGAGUAGUCAUGUUGAUUCUGACAAGUAUGUUCAAUAUCCUGGCUUUAAUGUUCCUGUACCAGAAGGUGAGAUGGUUGCUGUCACUUCUACAAACAAACAUUCAAACAUGUUCAGCUACAUUUCUCAAUUUAUUUGCUUCAUAUACACACUUAAAAAUGCACAAGUUAUAAACAAACCUGCAGCAGACUUAGCUUGUCACCCACAACUUGUUGACAAAUUGUUGAAUUGCAGGAUAAUAACAAGUUGUUGGAACAACUUGUAACACAUCUGUUGAGUUCAACAACCUUGCAGCAAGUUAUCAACAAGCUGAGAGCAAGCAGUGCGAACACAUCCUGUUGACAAGUUGUUGGAACAGCAUUGCUACAACUUGUUGAGAAUCCUGUUGCGAACACAUCUUGUUGACAGGUUGUGAGUGUACAAGAUUACAUAUAAAUUUUCUCACUCUGAUAAUCCCUUGUUGACCAUCUGCUGCACAACAGUGAUUUGUGAAAACCACAUAUUCAUACGGUGAUGCUUUCACCAUCAAAAAUUAAAGCAGUUUUAAAUGUAAAAAUGACAAAUAAACAACUUUGGUUGUUGGUUCUUGUCAGCCUGAAAAACAGGCACAAGUAAACAGGAGACAACACCCAAGGUUGCUCAGAUUUCCAAUAAACAUCCAUACCUUCCUCACAGAGGAAAUUUGAGGUUAACCCCCUACCCUCUUUGGACAUCCUAAUGCAGACAGCAGAAAUUUCUGUGGGGGGAAUGAGGAUCAUUUCUGGAACGAACCCAUUACUCCUUCCUGCUGAUACUGAACAUUCAUAUUUUAACAUUUUUUCAGCUUGCAAAGACCUAGCUCGUGAGGUUCGUUUACCAGUCAUGCAGCAUCAAUACCAAUUGGACAUCAAACCAGAAGAUGAUUUGUCAGAAAAUGAGAACAAGAAACGAAAACUUCCCUCCAACGACUUGCCUUACCACGAGAGCAAGAGGAUGAGACAUUCCUCGGAGAAUGACAUGGAAGUUGAAGAUGAUGAACCACCAGGCUCUUCUGGGGUUAUUGAAAUUGAUGGUAGAGGUGACCAACCAUCAUCAUCCCAGAUGACGUUGCAGAGCACAGAACUUGAAGAUGGUGAGAUAGCUGACAGUCCUGAACUUUCUGAUGUGGUUCACCAACCAUCUUGGUGGUUGAAACAACCGUUAGUUGCACGUUUCAAGAAGGAAACACAAGAGUUCAUGCCUCCACCAUUUCCUCUCACACCCCUGCCCUUGCAUAAGAUAUCCCAGAUCCUCCCUGGGGAGUUGAAUCACAUCUCAUCUGAGGACAGAAGUCGUUGGUUGGACCCCAUAUUUGGCAACCUGCAAGUACGUACAGGUCGUUUUGAGAAACUGAAGACAAUAUUAGCUGCUCGUGAAAACAAGAGAAAGUAAGAGGCAGACUUUCCCAUGGUGCAUACUUUAAUGUGUAUGUUAAUUUUAGCAACAAGAGAAGAUCUCUCCUGUCAUGCGCACCAUCACUCACACUGACACAAUAAUCUCUGUUUCAAUCCUCCUGGCGUCUGUGUUGAGUUAAUCAUUUUAUGUCUUAAUAGAAAUCUUAGAACAUAUAGAUGUUCAUCUUGAACAACUUAAUCAUUUUACACCAGAGUAUUCAAAUUUUAUUGUAACUUAUUUUUUUAACAAUUGUUCCUGAUUAAAACUAUUUCAACGUUACAGUACUGUUUUGAAAUUGUAGAGUUCAUAAGCUGAAUCAAACUGCAAGAUUACCCAUGAAAUAAAUAAAGACCAAUUACUAUAUUACAUUAUUUACAAUUAUUAAAUACUGAUAAUUUCAGAUAAUAUAUGUU